Fundulus heteroclitus (mummichog) is the source of this 2220-nucleotide messenger RNA. RefSeq names its product isocitrate dehydrogenase (NADP(+)) 1 (gene idh1). The record is from RefSeq and is a predicted model, not a curated record. Bases 148 to 1392 code for a protein of 414 amino acids. Gene Ontology annotation, biological process: isocitrate metabolic process. The transcript has 9 exons. Gene Ontology annotation, cellular component: cytosol; mitochondrion; peroxisome. Lineage: Eukaryota; Metazoa; Chordata; Actinopteri; Cyprinodontiformes; Fundulidae. Gene Ontology annotation, molecular function: isocitrate dehydrogenase (NADP+) activity; NAD binding; magnesium ion binding.
CGGGGGAGGGCGGUACAAGCCGGCUCUGCUGGAGCUGCCUGAUCCGCUGUCACCUCGGUCCGAACAUCAGUCUGUCCGGUUCCUAAUCUCAUCUCUGGUCCUGUGGUGCACUGUUAUUCUUAAACAGAAGUGUGCGUUUGUGUUAAGAUGUCUCAGAAGAUCAAGGCCGGCUCCGUGGUGGAGAUGCAGGGCGAUGAGAUGACUCGGGUCAUCUGGGAGCUCAUUAAGGACAAGCUGAUUUUCCCGUACCUGGAGCUGGACCUGCACAGCUUUGACCUCGGAAUGGAGAACCGAGAUGCAACAGACGACCAGGUGACAGUUGAGGCAGCGAAGGCAGUCCAGCGCUACAGCGUGGGGAUCAAGUGUGCCACCAUCACUCCGGACGAGAAGCGCGUGGAGGAGUUCAAGCUGAAGAAGAUGUGGCGCUCGCCCAACGGGACUAUCCGUAACAUCCUCGGCGGCACCGUGUUCAGGGAGGCCAUCAUCUGCAAAAACAUCCCCCGCCUGGUGUCCGGCUGGGUGAAGCCCAUCAUCAUCGGCAGGCAUGCGCACGGAGACCAGUACAAAGCAACUGACUUCGUAGUGCCUGGGCCUGGGAAGGUAGAGAUGAUCUACACACCCACGAACGGAGAGCCAGUCAAAUAUGUCAUCCACGAGUUUGAAGGCACAGGCGGCGUGGCUUUGGGGAUGUACAACACGGACGCGUCCAUCCGAGACUUCGCCCACAGCUCCUUCCAGAUGGCUCUGUCCAAAGCCUGGCCUCUGUACCUCAGCACCAAGAACACCAUCCUGAAAAAGUACGAUGGUCGCUUCAAGGACAUCUUCCAGGAGAUCUAUGAGAAGGAAUAUCGCAGCCAGUUUGAGGCCAAAGGUAUCUGGUACGAGCACCGACUCAUAGACGACAUGGUGGCUCAGGCCUUGAAAUCAGAGGGAGGUUUCAUUUGGGCCUGCAAGAACUAUGAUGGCGAUGUCCAGUCGGACUCUGUGGCACAAGGGUACGGUUCUUUGGGCAUGAUGACCAGCGUUCUGAUCUGUCCUGAUGGACGCACGGUGGAGGCCGAGGCCGCCCACGGCACCGUGACCCGCCACUACAGGCAGCAUCAGCAGGGCAAAGAAACCUCCACCAACCCUAUAGCCUCCAUCUUCGCAUGGACGCGGGGUCUGCUCCACCGGGCAAAGCUGGACAAAAACGCUGAGCUACGAGUGUUUGCCGAGGCUCUGGAGGCCGUCUGCAUCGAAACCAUCGAGGCUGGUUUCAUGACCAAGGACUUGGCUAUCUGCAUCAAAGGCAUGCCAAACGUGACCCGCGCCGACUACCUGAACACCUUUGAGUUCCUGGACAAGCUGGCAGAGAACCUGAAGCUGAAGCUGGCCAACCAACCCAAACUGUGAUCCCACCUCCCGGCUGCAGCGCUUACACACAGACACACACAGUUGCUCAUGCAAACAGGGAUAUCUUUACAGAAACUGGAGUUAUUGGCCAACAAGCAGGGAGGAGUGGAGUUCUGGACUCCAGGAGAACCUAGCAGUAGCUAAGUGUUAUUAAUCAAGGAGGGUGCCUUGUCCACAAGAACCAACUGUCCCUAAUGCUCUAUACAAACCGCAUCACAUAGACAUUAACAGUCUCCAGGAACUAAUAUGGGCUCCGACCUUAAGGCUCAGUGUCCUUUUUUACUGUGAUUGCGCUAGCUCCCUGACGCCUGCUGUCAGUCUAUGCCGCUGAUCUGCGUCGGAUUGGGUGGUGGGUAAGCUAGCUGUAAGGGAGCCUCUGGAUCGUCAUUGCCUUACUUGUUUUGUGUCAAAAUCAUGAGUGGAUUCUGGUCAUCUCCUUUGCCUUGUAGUGUCUUAUGAAUACCUCAGGCAACGUUGUGGUGUUUGAGUGACAGAAAAGCAGAGCACAGUCCCUAAUCUUUUCACUAAUGAGACUUUUAUUUUUUAGCGUUCAGCUGAGUGACGACACAUUCCAUGAAACUUUUCUUUAUGCAACUCAGACUACUGCACAGAUUUUAAAAGUGCUCACUCUUUUACAUGGUUUGUAAACACACUACUUACCAAUAAAAAAACUCUUAUAUGUCCAACUAAAUAUUUGCUUCAAGAUUUUGUUCAACUGAUCUUCGUGAAGAGAUUUAUUUAUUUGCCAUUUUCUCGAUGUAGUGUCUGUAGAUGCAUGUCCACCAGCAGAAUCAUUCAUGUAAUAAACGUAAGCCUGUCAAAGAAAAA